This is a messenger RNA of Pseudocercospora fijiensis CIRAD86, 842 nucleotides long. RefSeq lists its product as uncharacterized. Gene Ontology annotation, biological process: ubiquitin-dependent protein catabolic process. Gene Ontology annotation, cellular component: elongin complex. The coding region runs from base 1 to 315 and encodes 104 amino acids. Lineage: Eukaryota; Fungi; Ascomycota; Dothideomycetes; Mycosphaerellales; Mycosphaerellaceae. The record is from RefSeq and is a predicted model, not a curated record. The transcript has 4 exons. Gene Ontology annotation, molecular function: protein-macromolecule adaptor activity.
AUGACCUCCGAGAAAGAACCAGACUACGUGACUCUGGUCUCGAAUGAUGGCUACACAUUCAUCGUCCGUCGCUCCGCCGCCUACAUCGCCGACGUCCUCAAACGCGCUUUGAGUUCUUCCAACGGCAUGGGAUUCAGAGAAGCCGGAGCAAAUACAUACCAUUGCGACACGAUCAACGGUCUUGUCCUCGAAAAGGUUUGCGAAUAUCUCUACUAUCACGAGAAGCACAAGGAUGCGAGAGAUGUGCCUGAUAUGGAUAUUCCGCCGGAGCUUUGCUUGGAGCUGCUCAUGGCUGCCGACUAUUUGAAUGUCUGAAACCAUCCCUUCUCUCGUAAUACCCUCGAUUUAGCUUGGCGCUUGGAGAGCUAUUGCAGUUCUCAUGGUAAAUAGCACCUCGGACGAAGGGCUCUUACACAGUAAGAACCGCCUUUGCCGAGCCUCCGCACAGCACACGCUCGAAGCCCCAGCAUGGUGCUGAAGAUCGUGCUGUUGCAUCGAAGCAACACCCUCUGGAGCACAGCGUUCACAUCUUCAUUAAGCUAGACCUGGGAAUUCCCAUUUAGCUUAGAAGGCUCGCCAUCGACCAACCCAGAUGCCACGAUUUGCAGCUGCUCGUCAAAUGCGCUCCUACUCAUCACAGCUCCAAAGCCCUGGCACUGGCAGAGUGCAGCAAGCGGGACUUUCAAAGCAUUCAGGGCAGGGCGAAGAUACUUUGUUUCGGGCACAGAUUCUUUGAUUGCGGAGUACGCUUGCGCUGGAGUAAUCCAUUCGUCAUCCAAAGGUAGAUUCUCGCUCAAUCUCACAAGUCUAAGACGAGUUAGCCAUGCACUCUGCUUGUGUGG